GUGCCUCGAUGACUCCUGGGGUCGCCGUGUGUCGCGCGGCUCGGUGGUCUCGGUGGGCCCCACCGGGGGGCAGCUGCUGCGAUGUGCCUGCGCGCGAGAGGAGAGGACAGAACGAGACGAGGAGACGCUCGCGCUCUGCCACGUUGGAGCUGCCACCGGCUCCCCGCUCGCCCCGGGCUCCGCCUGAGCUUCAAGUGUCUGAAGGGCGGCUCGCGUCCUCCUCUUUAAGCGAGAGGAGGACGAAGGCCGACGAAGCGAGGCACCGAGGACGGCGUCGGCAAUUUGUUUCCUCAAUUUGUUUCGUGGCAUCGAUCGGCAUCGUGGCACCGCACCAUCCCCCGCCUGCGAUCAAUUUACCUCGUUGGGCUUUCCUGCUCGAGUUUGAGUUCCGAUCGAUCUGGAGAGAGAGCGCGUCGUGCUUGUGCUGAGGAGAUUGCAGGUUUGGUGUUGAGAUUGGUGGCACGGCAGCAGCAGCACGGCGGGCGGGAUCUCGAGUUUGGUUGGGUGAUCUCCGGGAUUCGGUAUGGUGAGGGGAUUCGUGCAGGAGCAUGUGUACAAGCACCCGUGGGAGCGAGUAACUGCUGCUAACUGGAGAAAGUAUUCCGAUCCGGAACACAAGUCGCAGCUGUCUCACGUUCUUGAAGUCGAUACCAUUGAUAGGAAGCUGGACUCUGAAGCCGGCCAAUUGCACUGCACGCGGGUGAUAACGGUGAAUGCUCCCGGUCCAUGGUGGCUUCAAAGGGUUUUGGGAGGAAGCGUGUGCCAUUGCCUGGAAAAUUCGACCGUCGACGGGAAGAAUCGGACCAUGGAGAUGGUGAGUAGAAAUGUGACCAUGAAAGAUUUUGUGGAAGUCGAAGAGAGGUGCUCCUAUUCGCCCCACCCCGAGAACCCGGACUGGACGGUCUUCAAGCAGGAGACCAACAUCCGCUGCGCCACGCUGUCCGUGUUAGCGACAAUGGCGGAACGCAUCGAACAACGGUGCGUGGAAAACUUUCAGAAAAACAGCUUCCGAGGCAGAGAGGUGAUGGAACGAGUAUGUUCUUUCAUGGAGAAGGAGUCCGCAAGCAUGUAAAUCUUGGACAUAUGGCCGAAGGCUUGAUAUUGAGGCUCUGGGACCGUAGGCGCCUCGAGGACGAGGUUUUGUUAGGCUUUACCGAAAAAAGUUGUUGGCAUACCAUUCUUUCGUGAACUGAUAGAAUAGGUAGGAUUCAGUAAUUUGCUCUAGCUGGAUGCUGACCAAACGAAUUUGAUUAUUUGCCAUCGUUAUCCUGCCGCACAUUGAAAGAUUAGAUAGGCCCGGCCGGUGUGCGAAGCUGCCAAUUAUUGCCGUGCGUUUUUUCUGAGCGGAAUCAUGAAAAGAGAUUAAUUUUGGAUCUCCAUUCAAAGAUAGGAGGCCUGUUAUUUCGCCGAUUACGAAGAAGAUCAUUUGAUGUCAAUAAACGAAACCGAAGGGCAGUCAGUUAACCCUGCACUCUGGCACAAGUGAAGGGUUUUAGUCUCCCUGGCUUUUAGCAGUAACCGUGAAGCGAAUUAUAUGAUGCUUGUCAGUUUUUUCCUCUUCGUUCUUCUCCAUAGACAAAGGUGUGCGCCAGGUGAAGGCUAAGAUCGCUGCCGUUACAGCGAAGACCUUCUCAGCCUACGAAACACGUUUGAUCACGAUGAUAUUUGUGACAAGCAGGUCAUUCUAGGAAACGGAUGUGAGGACGACAGCGGUCAUGAAGCCUGAGCAGCCGUCGCAGGUCGUCACUCUAUGAGGUGAUCUCGGCAGUCCAACCAAGAUCUGGCUUUCGUGGGGAACGAGUUAAGGCUGCAAGUAUACAUCUGCUGGCAGAUGCGUGCGUGUAGGUGUAAUUCAGUGUACCCGGUGGAGGACAGAAGUGACCUGCCCCUCUGCCGUAGAUUGAAAGUCUUCUCACCAUAUUGAAAUCGAACUAUGGAAAGGUCUGUCCAUACGUAGUGCAGAGGCAUGUGAGCACCCUCUCUGUCAUCAACUUCGAGCGAUGGAAAGCUAUUGGCCGUCGUGAGGAAAUCCCGAAUCCCGCAGCUCUUUGUUCAAAAGAGUCACUUGUGCGGCCUGUGGAAAGAGGGACACGUCGGAGAAAUGAUGCCUCACUGCACAGGUCUCUCUCGGGUAAGGAAGAGCGAGAGGAAGCUGUGAGUGCGUUCUUCGCACUUGCCGUUUGCUCUCGCAGGCAAGAUUUAUAUUUCAAAAGAUUAUUCUUCACUUUCGGUUAUCGGCAAGAACACAAUUCGAUGUCUAUCUUUCGGGCGAAGCUGUCAACAAAGGCCAACUUUCUCCUCAACGAACAGGAUUACAUUCUGGCAUAUAGAUGAUGUAUCGUGAUGAAAACGAAACAAACUCAAGAAAGACUUGUUGUUAAAAGCUGUUGUACUUUUAUAGAGCGAUUGUGUGGAACAUUUGUCUACUGAGGGACUUAAGCUGGCGAAAAAACUUUGGAGCGAACGAGAGGUCAGCACCAAUUAUUAAAGUUUUGAACGAUCGAAAAUAAAAACAUUGUCAGGACUUUUAUUUCAACU
This is a messenger RNA of Marchantia polymorpha subsp. ruderalis, 2538 nucleotides long. The record is from the annotation of a GenBank genome assembly. NCBI's taxonomy places the organism in Eukaryota, Viridiplantae, Streptophyta, Marchantiopsida, Marchantiales, Marchantiaceae.